Komagataella phaffii GS115 is the source of this 924-nucleotide messenger RNA. RefSeq lists its product as hypothetical. Lineage: Eukaryota; Fungi; Ascomycota; Pichiomycetes; Pichiales; Pichiaceae. The transcript has a single exon. The record is from RefSeq and is a predicted model, not a curated record. The coding region runs from base 1 to 924 and encodes 307 amino acids.
AUGAAUAUCCAUAAGAAGAAAUACCCCAACAACGGCGCAUCUGUCGUUGCAGACCGCUCUCCACUCACUUCCCCAUCACGUGAAAACUCCUAUAAGUAUCUGUCUUCGGAUGAAGACUCGCUACUCUCUCACGAUUUAGUCGGUAGAGACGAGGUGAUUGAUUAUGACAGGCUUCAUCGAUUUCUGAGGCGGUCCAACAAUUUACCCAAGCAGGAUGUCAAGACACCUCUGGUUCGUGAGAGAGCCGCUCAAAUGCCCUUAUCGCAUUCCACUCCCAUGAACCUUCACUACCAAGAACCAAAAAGCCAUAACAACCCGGGACAGCGUAUAGCAGAACUGGUCAGCGAUGUGAGUGAAGAAGGAGAUAACGGUUCCACCACCAAUCUAUUAACACCUCCAGGUACUCAUGACAGCUCUAUGACGAUAAAAGAAGGCGAACACGAAACACAGACAGAUGAUAAAGACGAGCAAAUUCGCAGACUAAAAGAAAUGAUAGACCACAAAGACUCACUAAUAUUCACAUUAAAGGAACAAUCCACAGAAAAAGACAGCAAAAUAGCAAAGAUAAAUCAACAAUUGCAAGAAUCAAAGACACUCAACUCGAAGCUAGUCCACCAGUUGGCAACAAGAAUAGGUAAAGUUCGAUCUCUGAACAAAAGUGACUUCGAAGGCGAUAAAUACAAUGAACUCGGCCUUGCUGUAGUAGACAAUCUCUCUCUUAGGAGACUUCAAAAUUUUGUCAAACAGAUGCUGGUAGAUUUGAACGUCCCCUACGCCAGAAUCGAUUCCAUCGUGGAGCAUCAUCUUGUGCUACAGUCAUUCGUGCAAGACUUACAUCGAAUGAUAUAUUCGAACUCAAUUGACCCGAAAUUAACCAAACAAUGCUGUCAAGGCAUGAAUGCAUAUAUAAAAAGACAUUUAUAA